Messenger RNA from Bursaphelenchus okinawaensis, 2675 nucleotides. The record is from the annotation of a GenBank genome assembly. NCBI's taxonomy places the organism in Eukaryota, Metazoa, Nematoda, Chromadorea, Rhabditida, Aphelenchoididae.
AUGAUGCUGUUCCUAAGGUCCAAAGUCAAAUAUCUACUCAUUUUUGCAUGUGAGUUUGGGGAGGAGGGCUUGAUUUUAAGUGUUACAGUAGAACCUUUGUAUAACGAAUCGCUAGGAGAUUUAAAGUAUUGUUAUACUGAAGUUUUAAAUGCACUGUAGUGUUAAUUGGGGACUCAAAAAUUUUUUGUUACACAGGGGUUUCAUUGUAUUAGGUUGAAACAAAAGUAGCGGGACACUUUUCAUGUAUUUUUCAAAUAAAAAAGUGUCCCACUACUUUCGGUUCAACCUAAUAUAACGUUUUAAUUUUUAAAUAAGACCUGUAAAAGGGCCGGACCCGGCACAAUGUUUUGAUCCGGCCCAAAAGCCGGGCUUUGGUUUGGGUCGCGCCUUCAUGCCCAAGUGUACCGACCCUUUUGGAAGUCAAAUCUUUCGACUCGGGACCUAAGUCGAAACCUUGGGGCCUUGGGAUGAGCCUCCCGGGUUUGCAAGAAGUUUUGUUUUUAGAUCGUCUAGGCGAUUCUGAAUUCUAGAAUCCCCGAUUUAAACUUUAGUUUAAGUAAAUUUUAAAAAAUAUUUUUGAUAUUACAACUUCUUUUUCAGUUAUUGCCAGUUUAUGGCUGAUUAAUGUAAACAUUUACAAUAAUGGCUUAUCAACUCUACCUUAUCAUAAGGACCUAAUAGCAUUCUUUUCAUCAGAACAUAAUGUAACAACGACCGACCAGACACUAGGAUUCGAAACUGUGAAGCCAAAUGAGCCACACAAAUCACAGGAAAACGUAAACGAUAAAGGACCAGAAGCAGGCAAUGAUAAUAUUAAACCUGCAAACGAUGUAAAAGGCGAUGAUAACGUAAAGAUACAGCAAAAUAAGACUAUAGAAAAUGUAAAAAACGAUGACAAAGCUUCUGAUGUUAUCAAUGAUAAAGACAAAAGCCCAGAUGUUAAGAGCAGUAAAGAAGAUAAGCCCCCAGAGUUAGUAAACGAGAAAAACAAACCUCAAGAACCACAGAAAACUGAGGAAAAGCCUCCAGAAUCAGUUAAAAAUGAAGACAAACCUUCAGAAUAUAAACCUCAAGAACCAGGAAAAGCUGAUGAAAAGCCUCCAGAACCAGUAAAAGUAGAUAACAAACCUCCAGAAGCCGAACCCAAACCUGGAGAACCCGUAAAAGUAGAUGAGGAACCCAAAGAACCAGUAAAAGUAGAUGAGAAACCUCAAGAACCAGCAAAGCCAGAUGAAAACCUAAAAGAACCAAAGCCCAAUAACCAAAACGUGUCAAAACAAAAAGAAGAGCCGCCUCAGAAAGAUGAAGCCAACAAGGUUCGAGAAGACUUCAGACCGAUUGGAAAUCCUACUGCCAAUCAUACCACAGUCAACACAUCAGUCAUAAUCAACCGAACCGUUCGCCUCGAGACCUUUGUCAUGACAGAGAAGCUUCAGAACAUGUUGGUAGAUGUGAAGGCUACUUUUAAAAACUAUGAGGUUGUAUAUAAAAUGUCAAAACCAGACAACGAAAGCGUUUGUGAUGGUGUAGAUGCUGUGGUAUAUGUUAUGACAAUGGCUGACAAGGAGUCAACAUUGCGACGACAGGCUUUAAGAGAGACAAUUUUUCAACCGGUAAGACUCUAUACCCUUACUGUACUUUUAUCUAUUGAAGUCUAAUUCAAAAUUUUAAAUAAAUGUUUUCAAACUUCAAAAAACGUUUAAAUUUUAAAAAAUUGAACUUUCAGGACAACUUCCCAUCAGACAAAAAGAUACUGUAUCGCUUUGUAUUGGGUCGAUUCGAAUCCGAAGAGAAUUAUCAAAAACUUUUCAUCGAUGAAAUCGAAAAGUUCAACGAUAUCAUCUUCUACAAUGUUGAAGAAUACUACCGCGACAACUAUGUCAAAUGGCACACUAUGCAUGCCUGGCAUACUAAGUACUGUAGCCAUGUGAAACAUUUCAUCAAAAUGGACGAUGAUACUGUAGCCGACUUCGGGAGGAUGUUCCAGUGGAUGGAUCGGAACUUCAAUGGUAGAACAACGGGAACAGACAAGUAUCUGAUAUGCCAACGAAUGGCCGGUCAUCAUCCUUGGAGGGAUCCUAAAGCUGAUCCUAGAUGGUAAGGGUUGGCCUUAUUAACUUUAUUUUUUAGAUCAAUUACAGGCUUGUAGGCCUUGUCUUGCCUUGCCUUGCCUUGCCUUGCCUUGCCUUGCCUUGCCUUGCCUUGCCUUGCCUUGCCUUGCCUUGCCUUGCCUUGCCUUGCCUUGCCUUGCCUUGCCUUGCCUUGCCUUGCCUUGCCUUGCCUUGCCUUACCCUGUGUCCUAAGCCUGAUGAACAAUAUCUCUUCAAAACUCAAAUUCCAGGUACAUUUCCCACGACGAAUUCCCAGAGAACACAUGGCCAGACUACUGUUAUGGUUACUUUGUCAUAACCACCAAUCAAACCGUGUCAGACAUCAUGAGAGCUCAAGAGAAGAUCAAUCUAGUCCACAUGGACGACUGUUUCUUGACUGGAAUUGUUAGAAGAGAGACUGAUUCACAACUACAUGACUUUUAUGGCAUUAGAACAGGAGUGACAUACCCAAAGUGUUCUCGAGACAAUGUCAUACCAUACAUGUUUGCCACUACGAAUUGUAAAACAGCGGCUAAAAUACGAUUGAGGCUACGGACGAUCAAAAAGAGGAAAUGUGGGGAAUAG